AUGUCGGUCUCGGCCGUCGCCUCGCUGAGGCCCCUUCGUGGGAGAUGCCUGCAGCAUGCGACUUCGGGUCUACUCUCCGUCCACCUCCGGUCGCGCUCCGUCAACCUCAGCUUCCGCGCCGUCAUCCCGCUCCGGCCGGACCAGCGCCGAUUCCAGACCACCGGCCCGAAGGCCAAUGCGUCCGCCGAUGGCUCUGACAAGGAGCUCGAGGCCAAGAGGAACCAGCUGCCCAAGAAGAGCCAGCCGCCUCAGCCUCAGAUCACCUUUCGCCAAUUCGCCGGCCGUGCCCUCGGUGCUGGUCUGCGCAGUCUAGUCGUGGCCAUGAGCCCGACAGGUAUCAAGACAGCAUUUCGCCAGAGUCCCGGAGCUACAACGCUGGGAUUGUUCAUACUCGGCGUCGUCUCCGUCAUCGCCGGCUAUACUGUCUACCUCUACUUCACCUACUUCUACCACUACCAAUUCACGAGAUACCCCAAGCCCAUCGCCAACUCCCUGCGACGCGCCCUGUACUAUACCAACAUUAGCCCCGAUGCCGAGCUCGCUCUCAAAUACUACAAGCGCGCCAUGGAGCAGUGCGCCGAGCAUGGCCUGGAUCCCUUCUCCGACGAGGUUCUCGGCAUUCGUCUGCAGACUGCCCACUGGCUCCAGCUGAUUACAAACUAUACCGGAUCUCUGCAGGUCUUGGAGGGCGUUUUGGCCGACUGCAACAAGUGGAUUAGUGUAAUGGAGCACUCUGUCAAGGAUGGCCGAGUCAGCGAUGAGGGCAGACUUCUCAAGGCACCAUCGGAGACCGCUGAUGCCGCUGAGACCGCUGUCGCCGCCGAUGAUGCUACCCCUGGUACUGAAUCAGAGAACAAGGACGAAGACUUUGUGCCGGAGAGCCUCUGGCAUAAGCGUCAACGACUGCUCACCAAGACUGUUGGAAUCGCCAUCAAGCUCGGAGAGCUUUACGCUGACGAACAUGUCCUCGAACCCGACAACUCGCAAAAGCACCUCAUCUGGGCCGUCGAGACCGCCCUCAAGGAGUACCGUCGCCGCAAGGACGACGGCGUAAAGCCUGGUGAGGGUGACUGGCUCAACCCGGAGCAGAUGGGCGGCGCCAUGGAGUCUCUGGGCCGCGACUACGAGCGCAAGUCCCAGUUCCACCUCGCCAUCCCCCUCUUCUUCCAGGCCCUCCGCCUCUGCGAGGUCCCCUGCCACCGCGCUGUCAUCAUGAACAACCUCGCCGCCAGCUUCGCCCAGCACCCUAUCUUCGUCCCCGUCAGCGCCGGCGAGACGUCGGAUGUGAUCAAGGAGCUGCACGACCCGGCCAUGCCUGCCACGAGGAAGGAGUGCCUUGAGGCCGCUCAGAACUGGGCCAAGAAUGCCUACGUCCAUGCCAAGGAUGUGACGGGCAGUGAACGCACACCCGAGUGUGAUGAGGCCUGUGCCGUCGCCCUCUGCAACUGGGGCGACGUUGCUGCUAUGCUGGGCAACGGUGAGCUGGCUCGCAAGAAGUACAACCAGUGUAUUGACAUGGCGACCAAGCUUGACUUUCCUCAAGCCGCCAAGCAGGCUCGUUCUGGGCUGGCCAAGCUGACCUCAAAAUAA
This is a messenger RNA of Fusarium keratoplasticum, 1590 nucleotides long. RefSeq lists its product as uncharacterized. Bases 1 to 1590 code for a protein of 529 amino acids. The transcript has 2 exons. Gene Ontology annotation, biological process: protein quality control for misfolded or incompletely synthesized proteins. Lineage: Eukaryota; Fungi; Ascomycota; Sordariomycetes; Hypocreales; Nectriaceae. The record is from RefSeq and is a predicted model, not a curated record. Gene Ontology annotation, molecular function: misfolded protein binding. Gene Ontology annotation, cellular component: i-AAA complex.